AUGGCGCGCGGGGAAGCGUGGGGCUGGGCGACGACGCUCAAGCAGGCGUCCACCAUCAACUCUCUGCCGUCCGAAUGGCUGCCUUUCGUCGAGCACGACGCCCAUUGGCCCGCCGCCUUGCGCCAAAACGCGUCCGCCAUCGAGCUGCAGUUCAAGUCCACGCGCGCGCAGGUCCCGCAGGUGACCGCCGCGAAGAACCGCAAUGGUGGUAACCAUCUCGGCGACGCGUCAGUUGACUGUUACUCGCAGUCAUCGGGCUUGUCGGAAGACGAGAUCGCGAUCGCAGCGCACAUGGCGCGGAUGGUUCAAACAGACGCCUCUUCCGCUCCCCACCACGCUCACGCCUCUGCUUCUCAAUCUGGAACGUUCUUCCACUUCUUCGACUGUCCUGGCCAAAACGGAUCUCAGCCGUCCGUUGGAGCAUCGUCGCCCCCGCGGCUGGAGUCGAUCGACUCUUUUAAGAGCCUCGCGGACUUGACGGUGCGCUCUGCAUUCUCCCCCUACGGCUCCGCCUCCCCCGCGAACUCCGAGCACGCGGUUUCUGCGGUCGCGCUGUCGCGAUCGUCCUCCGAAAUGGACGGCUGCGAUUUAAGCUUGUCGCUGGGCAGUCCGUCCAGCGUCGCCGCAGCGGCGGAGGCGAAGCGGGCAUGGGCGGGCGCCGCGGAAGUGUGGGGCGCGGAGGUAUCGAUGGAGCAGUCGGGGGAGAGCGGGCAGGGGGAAUGCAUGGCGGUCGGCAGUAUGCAAUACAACAGCAGCUGCGCCAACGGAUGGUUGCUCCGCAUGCCUGCUGCAACGGGGCGGCUGGGCGUGCUAAUGUGA
This is a messenger RNA of Closterium sp. Yama58-4, 819 nucleotides long. The record is from the annotation of a GenBank genome assembly. Lineage: Eukaryota; Viridiplantae; Streptophyta; Zygnematophyceae; Desmidiales; Closteriaceae.